This is a messenger RNA of Otolemur garnettii (small-eared galago), 6169 nucleotides long. It is a transcript of the gene CNDP1, whose product is annotated as carnosine dipeptidase 1. Gene Ontology annotation, biological process: proteolysis. The transcript has 12 exons. NCBI's taxonomy places the organism in Eukaryota, Metazoa, Chordata, Mammalia, Primates, Galagidae. The record is from RefSeq and is a predicted model, not a curated record. Gene Ontology annotation, molecular function: metallodipeptidase activity. Gene Ontology annotation, cellular component: cytosol. Bases 4132 to 5586 code for a protein of 484 amino acids.
AAGUGGGAUCUUGUUGUGGUUUGACUUGUGUCCCUGGUGGCUAAUAUUGUUGAGCACUCUUUCACGUACGUGCUCCUUGGCCAAAGAAUCUACAUUUUUAACAAUGACCCUCUGUCCCACCCCUACGCAAGGAAUUCUGGCAGGUGGGUUCCACCCAUCACUCUUGGAGAGCAUUUCCAAGUUCAACCAUAAAAAGUCCCCCUGGAGUCUUCUUGGCUUAUCCAGGGUGGGUCUCUUGCUCCAAGAUUCUGAACCUAAGUGGCCUUAUUUCAUCUAGGGCUCAGCUUGUUCCUAACUGAUCGGUUCCUAUGUGGAUUUGCACAAGACAGGAUCUGGGUUUCCCAAGCAGGCUGUCAAAGCUAAACGAGUGACAGAUUUGUGACCAGAAAACACACGGACAUUAGUGGAGAAAAGGCACAACAAGAAGGCAGAUUUCCCCCUUCCCCAUUCAGCAGGGACUUGACUAAGGAGGUCCAUAGCUGUUUGUUCCUACCAGCACAUAGUUCUUUGUAUUAAUAGACUUCCUCCUCACUAUAAGGGGAUGCAGGCUUUGGCCAGAGCCUGGCCUGGGCUGGCUUUCUCUCCCUGAAGCUGGUCUUGCCCAUCAUCUCACAGUGGGUCUGAGGACACUGCCAGUGCCAGUGAUGCUGAAAAAGAUCUGCCUGUGCAUAAGGUAAUUGACCCUUCCUUGGCCAGCCCUGCUUCCCUGCAGCCAGGCUCAGAAGAUUCUGCUGUGGCGUCCUGGAUCUUACAGGAUGUACCUGUAUUCCAGUGAUCCAGGUAGCACCAGGAGCCCAUGGCUUGCUGAAGGGGCAUUUCUUAGCUAGUGCUGAGAGUGGUUCCUUGAGAGUUCUCUGGGGGAGGGAAAAGGCGUUGUGAGGGUGGAUCAGCCUCCAUCCUCCCAGUCUCAGCACAGAGCUCCUGCCCCAGAAGGGAAUGCAGGUGUGUUGUCUAAGGAUGGAGCCCAGAUCUGUAUGUUUAGUCUCACUGCUUCUGGGCAGAUAGGAGAAACUGUGGAGCAGGGGACUUGAACCCUAAGGCCCUCCCUGGCCUGUCCCAGCCCUGAACACAGAACCAUUGGUAGCUUCCACACAAGAGGAGGCAAGGCACCUCUGCCCCCAAAGUACCUUCCCCUGUCCACUCUGCCCCCAUGCACCUCUCCUCUGCCCCACAAUGCUUCAGUGUCCAGGGUCUCAAUUACUCUUUCAAGUAAUUACAGUCCCCCCCACCAAGCUCCUUGGAUGGAAUAGAGGCGCCUUUCACGGUGCACACAGCACAGAGAGGAUGCACAGUCAGCUUCCGGCAGCCAGCCACACAUGAACUGGGGACACUGUCCCCUGCUGGCCCCUGGAAGGAAUGGGAUUCAUAUUGCCCCAGGGGAAUUGGGGCACAUUGUGAAGAGGAGAGAAACAGCAUUAAGAGGAAGUAUACACAGAUGGGGGUCCCCAAAGAUGGUAGGUGAGUGGGGACCCCAGAGUUGGUGGUGUUCACAGGAGCCCUGUGUUUACACGUCCCAGUUCCACAGAGUGCUCAGGGCAGAUGUGUCACCCAACCCGGCACCUUACACUGCAGGUCACAGGUGCACAGGGCUGCGCUGCACUGGGGCACUCACCCGGGGCCAAGUCGGACCCCGGCUCCUUUUAAGGUGCAGUGAACAGUGCGUGCAAGCUUUAACAAGCUCUGUGCAUCUUCACCCCAACCCUGCUUCUGUGCUGUUUGGACAUUUGCACCAGGUGGCAUGUUCUGUGGAGCCCGGCACUGGGCCGGGCUGUGAGGACAUUACUUUCCAGGAGGCGAAUGAUUGUAGGGUCAGCAUCAGUUCACUCUUAAAACUUCCCAUCCACUUCAAACAAAGCAAUUACACGUAGUUCAGAAUUUUAAUCACAAAGACACUGGCUCUAAAACACAAUAAAUAUCCCAGAAAACAAAACCACACAAGUGAAGUGAGUCAAGGCCGAAGGCUCCCUGGACUCCGAGUCUGAAAUAAGCCCGGCAGGGGAGGGAGGCUCCUGUAGAGAGGUCAGCACCAAGAGCCGCCCAGCAGCCGGGAGGGAGCCCUUCAGAGGGAGCACAGCCUUGCAACGCCCUGAUACAGAACCUCUGGCUUCCAGAACCGUCAGAGAAUAGACUUCUAUGGCUUAAGCCACCGGGUUUAUGGUACUUGGUUCCAACUGAUGCAAAGGGAUAGAAAAGUCCCGCCCAAUCCUGGACUAAUGGCCCUUCUGCUUGAAUUUCCACUGGUUGAACUUUGGCUCCUAUCAAAGGGAGCCUGAGGUGCUGUCCCACCAGGCUGCAGAGGCCGGAAGCCAUCCUUCCCUGCACCUGCCAACCUUGCCGCCCAUGUCAAGGACAGCUAAAGCUUCGAAGUUACAAGAGUUCUGCUGCCAGCGGGAGGUUUUAUAAGACAAUGCCUGAAAGGGUGACUAGGUAAUUACAGCUUUCUAGAAAAAGAAACAUGUUCGCUUUUGCUGCCUGCAUUUUGGUGGCUCUGCCCUGCCACACCACCCUACUGGGCUCCUCCAGGCCCACGCUCCUGGCUCCCUGAGAAAUCUCCAUUCUCUUCCUAGUCACCUGUCCUUGCAUCGGACAUCAGAGUCCCCCAGCUCCCGCCGCCUGGGCCCUGCUCUCUGCGGCUCUGCAGCCAGGACACCUCGACCUCAUGUGCUGACCCCUGGAUCACUGGAUCUCUUCUGCGUGUAUUUUUAUAUUCAUCCUAUUAACACUUUUACACAAAAACCUCUGAAAUGGGAUUUAAAGGAAGGUGGCAGGGCUCUGGUCUGGCCACAGACAAGGUAUUUCGGGGAGCUCACCUCAAGUCCUGGCUUCCCCAUCGGGUGCGUCACUAUUGGCCACUCGGGACUGCUGCGGGCACCAGGUCAGAGAACCUGCUCCUGACUUUGAGAGACAGUGCAGUUCCUCUGCUGACGCUGCUCUCCUCGGUAGAGCAGAUUUCAGGGUGUUGACUGAGCUGUCAAUAGAAUCCAUCCAGGGGAAGAAACUGCAGAAUCUCCGGUCACGUCAUUCAGUUUUUUGUCACUUGUUUCUGUCAUUGUGCUACAAGCUGCUGCUAUGUUUCCAGGUAACGGAAGGCUCCAGAAGGUUGCACAGCCAGGCUGCCUCUCUGGCUGAUACUUGGGGAGGCCCAGAUUCCUGGCCAGACUGAAGGGAAUAAAAGGGGUCUGAGGUGACCUCGUUCCAGUUAGCUUCACGCACUGACAUUGCAAACUUCCUCCUUCCCAAAGGACCCCCUUAUGUGGGCAGGAGCACCGGAGGCCCACCCGGACCCAUCUGGGCCACUUGGCUAUGAGACUAGCUGCCUUCUGCCUGGGUAGAAUACUGUGGGCAGGGUCUCGGGCUGCAAGGUGCCACAUACCAGACACUUGCCAUCACCUGCCAUCCCCCUGAGGGUGCGAGGUGCACGCUAUUCCCUUGUUUCAGACUCUGCAUCACCUGUCCUGAGCCAGCCAGUGAGUGCCAGUGCCUGAGUCCUGAGCCAGCUGUCCCUGGGAGCCGAGAAACUGCCCCUGACUGCUGCCCCGUCUGUCCCCGUGCCCGGCCUCUGCUGGUCUCUGGCUUCUUAGUUCUGCCCAGUAUUUGAGAGACGGCUUUGUUGGCAUCCUUGCCUACUGGGCACCUUUUGUCAAUGUCUCCAGGCACUUGCACACAGUGUGCCAGCAUCACCUUUGGUUUUAGGAACCAGGCUAAGCUAAACUGGCCCCAGCCAAGUUCCCUGGGGUCAAACUCACAGAUCAGACCCCAGAGGAUGGCGGAGACACUUUAGGUUCUUGGGAAUUUCUGGGGGAAUUUUGUUCCUUGAAACUGCCGCCUCCAUUCUGGAGUUUGUCCUCUCUGCUCUCUGAGGACUCCGCGCCCUGUUUCCCGCGCAGGCGUUUGUGGCCACAGUGAAUUUAUCAACGUGCAGGGACUGCUUGGGCCCAGCUCUGCACUGGGAGGGACUGACAGAAUCCAGAAGAGCCUGUUUUUGUUGUUUUAUAAACCCCGUCCUGGAGAUAUAAACUAGGCUAAUAAAACAUCUUUUCUGUACAAUAACACAGUCAUUGAAGCAGACACAGGACUGCAGACAGCUCGGCUUCCUCUGUCCUGGCUCUGCUGCUGUUGCUAGAGGGAGGGAUGUUCUCGGCCUCCCGGCCUGCGGAGCUGCUGGAGAAGGUCUUCCAACACAUCCACGACCAUCAGGACGAGUUUGUCCAGACGCUUAAGGAAUGGGUGGCCAUUGAGAGCGACUCCGUUCAACCCCUGCCUCGGUUCAGACAGGAGCUCUUCAGAAUGAUGGCUCUGGCUGCAGACAAGCUCCGGCGCCUGGGAGCCAGCGUGGACUCUGUGGACCUGGGUUCUCAGCAGCUGCCUGAUGGUCAGAGCCUUCCAAUUCCUCCCAUCAUCCUGGCUGAACUGGGGAAUGACCCGAAGAAAGCCACAGUGUGCUUCUACGGCCACCUAGAUGUGCAGCCUGCUGCCCGGGAGGACGGGUGGCUCACAGACCCUUACACAUUGACAGAGGUGGAUGGAAAACUUUAUGGAAGAGGAGCCACAGACAACAAAGGCCCGGUUUUAGCCUGGAUCAAUGCCGUGAGCACUUUCCAAGCCCUGGAGCAAGAUCUCCCUGUGAAUGUCAAAUUCAUCCUUGAAGGGAUGGAAGAGGCUGGUUCCAUUGCCCUGGAAGAACUUGUUGAAAAAGAAAAGAACCGAUUCUUCUCUAAUGUGGACUACGUGGUAAUUUCAGAUAAUCUGUGGCUCAGCCGGAAGAAGCCAGCACUUACCUACGGAACCCGAGGGAACAGCUACUUCAUGGUGGAGGUGAAAUGCAGAGACCAAGACUUCCAUUCAGGGACCUUUGGUGGCAUCCUGAAUGAGCCGAUGGCUGAUUUGGUUGCUCUUCUUGGUAGCCUUGUAGACGCGUCUGGUCGUAUCCUGAUCCCUGGAAUCUAUGACCACGUGGCUCCUCUUACAGAAAAGGAAAAAAAUAUGUACAAAUCCAUCGAUCUGGAUGUAGAAGAAUACAAGAAUAGCAGCCAGGUUAAGAAAUUUCUGUUUGAUACAAAGGAAGAGAUUCUAAUGCACCUGUGGAGGUACCCAUCUCUUUCUAUUCAUGGGAUCGAGGGUGCAUUUGAUGGGUCUGGAGCCAAAACCGUCAUACCUGGCCGAGUUGUGGGAAAGUUUUCAAUCCGGCUCGUCCCUCAUAUGAAUAUGUCCGUGGUGGAAAAACAGGUGAAGCGCCAUCUUGAAGAUGUUUUCUCCAAAAGAAAUAGCUCCAACGAGAUGGCUGUUUCCAUGGUACUAGGACUGUACCCGUGGAUUGCAAAUAUUAAUGAUAGUCAGUACCUCGCAGCAAGAAGAGCAAUCAGAACAGUGUUUGGAACAGAACCAGAUAUGAUCCGGGAUGGAUCAACCAUUCCAAUUGCCAGACUAUUCCGGGAGAUUAUCUGUAAGAGUGUGAUGAUGCUUCCGCUAGGAGCUGUUGAUGAUGGAGAGCACUCUCAGAAAGAGAAGAUCAACAGGUGGAACUACAUAGAAGGGUCCAAAUUAUUUGCGGCCUAUUUCCUAGAGAUCGCCAAGCUGCAUGGGUGACUGCAUGGCCUCAGCUUCCUCUGCCUCCCUGACAGGUUCCAUUCCCUGGGCUCCCGACAGUGAUGGAAUCUAAAUUGCCAGACAAUUGGGGUCCAGGGAAGUGCAUUUUCCCUUCCCUUUAAAAUGUCUUGCGACAUUUGGACUAAUAUUAAAAUAUUUCAAAGGCAGACAUUGGAAAUGGCUUGCAGCCUCCGAUUGCACACCUUCCAAAAGUCACAGCGACCUGGAGCAACUUGAUUUCCCCAAGUCCUGUGCAAUGGCCCCCAGGAUGGGGCUCAUCCUAGCCUUUAAGCAUGAGCAGGGGAAUGCUUCAAUUAGUUUAGACUCUGACUUUGCAACUUGAUUGACGUCCUCAUUCCAGUUUGCUUUCUUGGUCCCUGACCAAUCAUUCCAUCCAAUGAUCACCUUUGCUUUACCACUCUUUCCUUUUAUCUGAUUAAUAAAAACGUUGGUCUCCACCACUGACUACGAUGAUUUCCCUGUGGAUUCAUUUUCAGAGGGGUGACUAAAGCACAGCACUAUGUUAACCUCUUGCCUCCCCUUCAUUUAUUUUUUCUUACCUCUUAAAAAGUUCUGAAGCUGA